AUGCCACCGACAACAAUCCACGAAUGCCCGAUAGAUGAGGAGUUUACCGACCUCGAAGAGCACCAGGCGCAAACCCCCUCAUCGUUCUACAAUGCAAAGCCAGUCCUCCAUUACAAGCAGCAACAUGUCCGGGCUCUAGCUUCUCGAGACCAGAUACCCAAGCUUCCAGUCCUCGGGCCUGGCGCCGACGCUAGUUCGCAGCCAGCGUCGGCGGCUCUGGACGAUGCGAUGACUGUGCAAUUCAUAGAUGUCUGGAUCAGCUCAGAGCAAGUCUACACCCGGGUACAGUUUUCUGCUUCCAGUGCUAAUUGCUUCGGCAGAAACCUCACAUUGUUCAACCAAGCUACCCACAUCGGCAUGUCCAUCCCCUACCCCUCCAUCUCUCUCCACGCCAUUCAACGUCUGGCGGACCCCGCGAAGGCCGCCGAGCAGGUACAGGGCCUCUAUAUGCAACUCGACCUGUCAGAUCCCAACGCCGUCAGCGAUGAAGAUUUUGAGGAUGAGAUUGAGUUGACUCUCAUCCCUGACGUCGGCGAAGGAACAGAGGAAGAGGCGAUAAAGAAGCUGUUUAGCGCUAUCUCCAACUGUUCGAACCUGCAUCCAGACCCAGCAUUCGGUGACGGAGAUGAUGGGGAGGGUGAAGACGAUAGAAUCAUAUUCGAGGGAAGUGUUGGUUACGAGGGUAUCAGCGGGCUUCCGGGAGUUCAGCAAGGGGUUAGUGAUGGUGGUUUACCUCCUCCUUUCCCUGGAAGCGGGGGGUGGAUUACGGCUGAGAAUGUGGGGAACUACUUUGACGAAGAGGGAAACUGGAUCCGUGAUGGAGAGGAGCCGAGCUUGGGUGAGGGUGCGGGAAGAAUCAGAACGAGGGAGGAAAUGGACGGUCCGCAAGUCAAUGGCGACAAUGAACAUGAAUCCGAUGAGAGCAAACGCCCCAGGACCGAUUAA
Molecule: messenger RNA, 945 nt
Organism: Drepanopeziza brunnea f. sp. 'multigermtubi' MB_m1
Lineage: Eukaryota; Fungi; Ascomycota; Leotiomycetes; Helotiales; Drepanopezizaceae
Source: RefSeq, a predicted model, not a curated record